This is a messenger RNA of Frieseomelitta varia, 1055 nucleotides long. Its product is annotated as chymotrypsin-2-like. The record is from RefSeq and is a predicted model, not a curated record. Gene Ontology annotation, biological process: proteolysis. The coding region runs from base 86 to 856 and encodes 256 amino acids. NCBI's taxonomy places the organism in Eukaryota, Metazoa, Arthropoda, Insecta, Hymenoptera, Apidae. The transcript has 7 exons. Gene Ontology annotation, molecular function: serine-type endopeptidase activity.
UCGCAGCAACGUGUCAGGGUAUAUAAAAUAAUAGCCUGCAUGGAGUUUCAACUCAGUCCGGCGGCAAACGGUUUGGACAGCAAGCAUGUUCGUGACAACGUUGACGCUUUUUGCUCUUUUCGCCCUCUCCAGCGGUGGAUUGUUGUCCAGAUACGAUCCAAGAAUCGUGAACGGAGAGAACGCCAAAGAGGGUGAGAUACCGUAUCAGGUAUCUCUGCAAAACAAAGACAGCUCGUUCCACUUCUGCGGCGGGUCCGUUCUUAAUGAGAAUUAUGUCAUUACGGCGGCUCAUUGCACCGUGGGGAAAACCCCGGGCAGCAUCAAAGUUGUAGCAGGCACGAUUAACCUCACCAAACUCGGUUCCGAGCACCCGGUUACGAAUAUCAUCAUUCACGAAAAUUACAACGCCGCAGACUCUUGGAGGAACGACAUUUCGCUGCUCAAGGUCAGCAAAAAGUUCGUAAAGUCAAAUGUGAUUUCCUUCGUGCCACUUCCAUCGCCGAGUGAUGUCAUCAAGACCAACGACGUGGCAGUAGUUUCUGGAUGGGGUAGACUUCGGCAAGGAGGUCCCACAACCGUUAAUCUGCAACGCGUGAACAUCUUGAUUGCCGAUCAAGAGUAUUGCAAAUACAUAUACAACAAAAUGCAUUACAACGUCUACGACACACAAGUUUGCGCGUACGAUCCGAAGGUUGAAAAGGGGUCGUGUAACGGUGACUCCGGUGGCCCCUUGACCGUCAAUGGGAAACUCGUUGGUCUCGUUUCUUGGGCAAUGGGCUGCGCCCUCACCGACUACCCAACUGUCUAUACCCGCGUGUCGUCUCACCUUAAUUGGAUAAAGGAUCACGCUGUGUAAAUCCGGCAAGUGAAACGUGAACUAGAAGUCGAAGUAAAACACACGGAUACGGAACUCUGAGAGCGUGCGAAUUCGCGCGGGACGUCAGCGUUCUCACGAAAUUUGCGCGAAAUUGACAGUAUUUUUCAAUCUGCGUUUAACACUGCACUCUGUAUAUUUCUUCCCGCCAAAUAAAUAAAUCGUACGUUUGAUAUCUUCA